Mandrillus leucophaeus (drill) is the source of this 957-nucleotide messenger RNA. RefSeq names its product protein Hook homolog 2-like. NCBI's taxonomy places the organism in Eukaryota, Metazoa, Chordata, Mammalia, Primates, Cercopithecidae. The record is from RefSeq and is a predicted model, not a curated record. Gene Ontology annotation, molecular function: microtubule binding; dynein light intermediate chain binding. Gene Ontology annotation, biological process: cytoskeleton-dependent intracellular transport; cytoplasmic microtubule organization. The transcript is spliced from 5 exons. Gene Ontology annotation, cellular component: cytoplasm; centrosome. The coding region runs from base 29 to 682 and encodes 217 amino acids.
GUGGGAUCAGGGCACACAGCCCCCAGGCAUGAGGGGCAGGCAGAGAGGGCUCUGUGGCCAUGUAGGGGCAUUUCUGGCUGGCGGGGAGGUCUGUGGCUACCACUGGGACGAAACAGAAGCCAGCUCGGAGGUCAGCCCACUGCUGCUCAUCCCUGCCCACAGGCAGAAGCUUCAUGAGGCAGAUCUGGAGUUGCAGAGGAAGCGGGAGUACAUUGAGGAGCUGGAGCCACCCACUGACAGCAGCACAGCCCGACGGAUCGAGGAGUUGCAGCAUAACCUGCAGAAGAAGGACGCGGACUUGCGGGCCAUGGAGGAGCGAUACCGCCGCUACGUGGACAAGGCCCGCAUGGUCAUGCAGACCAUGGAACCCAAGCAGCGGCCGGCUGCAGGGGGACCUCCAGAACUCUGUUCCCUAAGGACACAGCUCCGAGAACGCGAUGUCCGCAUCCGGCACCUGGAGAUGGACUUUGAGAAAAGCCGAAGUCAGAGGGAGCAGGAAGAAAAGCUGCUCAUCAGUGCCUGGUAUAAUAUGGGCAUGGCCUUGCAGCAGCGAGCUGGGGAAGAGCGGGCGCCUGCCCAUGCCCAGUCAUUCCUGGCACAGCAGCGGCUGGCAACCAAUGCUCGCCGUGGACCCCUGGGACGCCUGGCAUCUCUGAACCUUUGCCCCACUGACAAGCACUGACUUCAGGAUCCAGCCAGCCUGGGCUCCACCCACCCUGGCUUCCUCCAACUCACAUGGCGCCCAGCAUUGGGCUUCAGCCAGCUGCUCGAGAACUUUGAGGCCAAGAUCUCUGCCCUUCCCUCUCCCAGAUUGGUGGGGAGGGAGAGUGGGAGGUAGGUAUAGGCCUGUUCUUUUUAGCAAUGUGAUUCUUAUCGUUGAUUCUCUCUCUGGAGUUCAUGUGCUGCCUGGGGAGAGUCUGAUUUUAUAUUUGAGAAAAAUAAAGACUUUCAAUCUGC